GCCAAGACCGCAGCGUGAACAACAAUCAGGAACCCGACCGCGAUCCCAAGCUACCACCUGCUAACUGCUCAAAUUCAGCUCAUCCGCCCUACUAGUUUAACACAGAGACUAAACAACUAGUGAUCUGAUUUCUGGCCGAACGCCCACCCUUCCUACUUAGUACCACGAUGGCCUCCCAAACCAACGCACCGAUUCCGUUCAAGCGCCUGGAGCAGAUAGCCACCGACGUGUGCAACAGUGUCCUUGAAAGUGCCGAAUACUACGAACACCCUAAGACGGCGCAAUGGAACGAGACGAUCAUUAACAAGAUGCUCAAGGCGGUCAUGUCAGAGGCCACCCCCGAGGGUGCCACCGCCCCGGCCUACAAGUUUGCCAUCAACAGCACCAUCGUACAGCACGUCGUCCCCACAUCGCAGCUCAAUAAACCCGUUACCGGGUCGACAGAGGAGGGCACAUCCAAGAAGGGACAGGCUGGCCGGCGCGGCAUGCACAGCGCAACGGGCGGAUAUUGGAAUGAGAAGACGGACGGCAUGUGGAGCUUCAAAUGGGAUGGCGAGGCCAAGGGCAUGGACGUUGUUCUUAUGGUCAUUUGGAUCGCCGUCUAGGAAUACAUCCCUCGCGGCUCUAGCAUGUUGCAUACUUCGAUACCAUUCAACCUUAAAGCCGCAUUCGCGAGGAUGCUUUUAGGGUGCUUUAUUGACCAAAAAUUGGUCACGCUACACGAUGGACGAUACGACCUGCGUCUUGGCAGGCCGUCAAAGAUACGAGCGGUUAGGACAGGGCCUCAAACAGAUUCUACGUCGCGUGUUGUGGCUGAGCGUGCCGUGGCAAGUGAAAGAGGCUCGACCGGGCCUCGUCCGGGUCUCAGAAAUCGCCUUCGUCCUUCCCAGGCAUUGUGUUCACAAGCUCUCGACCCCAAAAUAGCAGCUUCGUUGCGGCGGC
Thermothelomyces thermophilus ATCC 42464 is the source of this 942-nucleotide messenger RNA. RefSeq lists its product as uncharacterized. Bases 168 to 605 code for a protein of 145 amino acids. Gene Ontology annotation, biological process: microtubule-based movement. The transcript is spliced from 5 exons. The record is from RefSeq and is a predicted model, not a curated record. NCBI's taxonomy places the organism in Eukaryota, Fungi, Ascomycota, Sordariomycetes, Sordariales, Chaetomiaceae. Gene Ontology annotation, cellular component: cytoplasm; cytoplasmic dynein complex. Gene Ontology annotation, molecular function: dynein intermediate chain binding.